Strongylocentrotus purpuratus (purple sea urchin) is the source of this 2322-nucleotide messenger RNA. RefSeq names its product MAM domain-containing glycosylphosphatidylinositol anchor protein 1. Gene Ontology annotation, molecular function: protein binding. NCBI's taxonomy places the organism in Eukaryota, Metazoa, Echinodermata, Echinoidea, Camarodonta, Strongylocentrotidae. The transcript is spliced from 12 exons. Bases 426 to 1928 code for a protein of 500 amino acids. The record is from RefSeq and is a predicted model, not a curated record.
GCGCCAAAACCUGUCAACGUACCGCCCGUACAUUCCUCCUCAGUGUGUUCGGUGCGCGUGUGUGUGUGUGUGUUCGUCGCACACCAUUCAUGACUUAUGGACUCGUUGCGAAUGUUGGGUAAUGCUUCUCGAGCGCAUUCAGGAACGAAGGUUGACCAAGGUUGACUAAAUAAUACAUCUCACUCAAGCGCGAGUCUAGUGCUUUUCGGACAUCCAUCAUAUCGUACUUCCAUAUCCAGUACCGACGGAGACUUGUUGAAAGCCGCUUUUACAUCAUCAGCCAAGAAAUCAAACUGUAAAUCGUUCGGAUAGCAAAAUUCGGUAAUCUUCAAAUGAUGCUUUACUCGGUUACUGAUUGAUUGUGUGGUAUAUCCAAUCGACUUGACUUUCCACUUUAUAUCAAUUCGGAAUUUGUGGUUUUCAAGAUGGCGGCCGUGUUUCUCUACUUCUGGAUCGCGCUCUCUUGUUUCCUCUUGAAUCUCGUAGCGGGGCAGCUUGAAUGCUCAAGGACACCCAAGCCAGUCUUUAUGUCUACCGAAACAGAGCUCGAAGCAGAUGAGAAAAAAUCACUUACUUUACCAUGUGUCUUUUACAAUGUCACCGGGGAUUUCCAAAUAUAUUGGUAUGCCGGGACUCAGAACAUAUACUGGAACGAUAGUCCCCAGACGGGUUCUGUUAAUUACGAUAUUGAUUACAGCCCCACAAAUCCAACCAGAAGCUCAAAUUUGACGAUCAAAGUUUUAAGUACUUACGACUCUAUGACGUAUAAAUGUCGAGUGAGUGCAAGUGAAUGCAAGGUCCAGGCAGAGUUUAACGUUAUCGUCAAUUAUGCACCUGUCGUGUACUAUAUUGGACCCCGAGAGCCGCCAUUUUGGAGUAUCGAUGAACCAGACAGAAUAUUCGUGAACGAGACAUACAACAUCACUUUAAGAUGCAACGCCAGCGGUAGACCCGCCCCCUUCUUUACCUGGGUAAAAAUGAUACCCAACCAGCCUGAGCCUGAAGAACUGUCGGCGGGAACAGAAGAUACAAAGCACGGUGUUUUCAUGAUCACUAAUGUAUCAAGGACACAGAGUGGAGACUACCGCUGUCAGGCGACCAAUCGCAUCGGCCCCAACUUUGGUUACGUGGAAUUGGUCGUGCAAUACGUACCCGAACUGACGGGUCUUCCAUCGGACAUUCGGGCUGCUCCGGGCGCUUCGGUAACCUUCGGGUGUGACGUCAUUGCUAAUCCCAAACCCUUCGACUUCUACUGGAUGAAAGAUGGCUUAAAAUUAAGUCAAGAUGGCACAAAUCCCACACCUAACACGUUUGUUAUUCUCAAGCUUGACCCAAAGACGGACUAUGGUAAUUACACCUGUGUGGUGACAAAUCAAGUUGGUAUUUCUUCAGCCACGGUAGAAGUAAGCGGACGCCCCCUGGCACCGGUGAUAAUGAACAGUGAUCCACAGGGCAUCUAUCGACACACGUACAAUCUUACAUGGUCUCCUGUUUCGAAGAGAGAAAACAGCAGCCGAAUCAUCAACAUCCCUGUUGCUCGGUAUAUCAUCAAGUACCAAAGAAAAGACAUACAGAAUAGAAUGGGCACUAUGGUGACCGUCCUGUGGCCCAACGAAGCCUUAUCGGAGACAGUCCAGGGUAUACAAGAAUACCUUAUGCUACGAGAUCUGAAGGAGAACAGCUCCUACGUGGGACGCGUGUGUCCAGAGAGCGACUACGGAAGGGGUGACUGUGUGUCCUACACAUUCACAACAUCUGCAGUUGACUUCCAACCCCCACCUUCCCCUGAAAUUGGAUAUUCAGGCAAAUGCUCGAAUCCUAGUAUGUGCGUUGGCACGUGGACACCGCCCUCAUCGAGUGCCGAGCGGCAUUCAACGGUUGCCAUGGUGACAUUUACAGCGGGCAUCAUGUCGUGGUUACUGACGUAAUAGUCAUCGGUCCUUAACUUUUAAUGGACUCAGUACUGAUGUGAUGUGCCGUUCUGAUGUUAGAAAUUAGUGAAAUGUCCGUUAUUGAGGGACAAUAAAUGUCCUCUAUUAAAGGGAAGAGUUUUGCAUACGGGAAUAUACGCCUGACCAUCGAGCCGUGCUGCUUGUCGAAGGGCUGCAUCGAGACUAUCUAGCCCUGUUUGAUUUGUCCAAUUUGACUUGGGUCACCUUUUUUAAACAUUUAAAAUUCAAAAUAACUUAAAGGUCUUGUUUUAUAUUUUUAGAAAACUACAAAUAUCGCAGAUCGCGGUCACAAAUGUUCGGGGUUUAAUUACCAGAGCUUACGUGUUUUUAAUUAGUAAUAGGAAAUAAAAUUCUUGGUAGUAACACAGGG